This is a messenger RNA of Paramuricea clavata, 8833 nucleotides long. The record is from the annotation of a GenBank genome assembly. Lineage: Eukaryota; Metazoa; Cnidaria; Anthozoa; Malacalcyonacea; Plexauridae.
GUUUCGGUACCGUAUACGGUACCGUAUAUAUAUAUAGCAGAUUGUACUAUUACGCUCCUUCACUUCGGUGUUGUUGAGCACUCUGCGGAGUUGUUAAUGGAUGUCUAUUAGCGAUAAUGCAAAGCUCACUUCCCUUGUGGUCGUUUGAGCACUCUGGCUCCAUUACGCUCUGCGCAUGUCUGGAUGCGUUGAGUCACCGUGUUGUACCACAUGCCUUGGUGAGAGCAAGUAUUGAGGACCAAUAGUCCAGAAAUGGUUACCCUUUAUAAAUAAUGAGGACCAGUAGUCCAGAAAUGGUUACCCUUUAUUUCUUUACUCCGACUCCCAUGAUAAACAUGUACGCAAAAAACUAGGGAAACUACGAUUAGAUAGAAACUAAAAUACGUUAAAUUUUUAUGGGACACGAUAAAAGGCGAGGAUAUAAGAGCGAGAGAUUGAAUUUGAGUAGCAAAGGCAAUCCUCUUUAUGUUACUCUGUGAGGCUAUAAUGCCCAAACUGAACAACAAUAGUGAAGUUUGAUGCUUGUGAUGUUACUCUGAGUGUAUAUCCACACCGGGCAAGCUUGAAAAAUAUGCCUGACCACGGUGGGAAUCGAACCUACGACCUUUGGAAUGCUAGCCCAAUCUGACCGCGUAGCUCAGUUGGCAGAGCAUUGGGCUAGCAUUCCAAAGGUCGUAGGUUCGAUUCCCACCGUGAUCAGGCAUAUUUUCAAGCUUGCCCGGUGUGGAUAUACACUCAGAGUAACAUCACAAGCAUCAUAUUCACCUGAGUACAUUACACCAACACAGUAAAAAUAGUGAAGAACUAAAACAAUAAUAAUGUUUAUUAAAACCUCACGGUUGAAUAAGUGACGUAAUCGACUCUAUUUAUUUGUGACAUUUUGUUCAUACAAGGUCAAUACGACUGUUGUCACAUGAUUAUCAUGAGACAUGCAUAAGAUAAGGUCACAAGAUUAUCAUAAGUCAUGCGUGUGUUCCACGUAAUACCAAGAUCCUUUGCGAUUUGCUUCUUAAACUCUUUGUCCAUCAGGGUAAACUAUACAUCAUGAGGUAAGCGUGAAAGCGACAUAAUGACGUCUGUGAGGCACCCUAAACUGAUUGUCAACUUGACAAUAUUAUCCAAGAAGUGCUCCAAUGGUACCAAUCUGCAGGGUUGAUAUGCUUGUUCAAGGGUCAUGUAGAGAGCAAGGCCUAAUUGUUGUUCAAAUGUCAUGUAAGGAUCUUUGAUUCUCUAAGAAGUGUAUUCAAUCACUUAUGUACAGCAAAUGUGAUUUCCAACCUCGGCCGUCCUCGUUCUUCUUUUCUAUGUUCUAUACUUAUAGACGACUGCAUGCGUAAGUUGUAUCCUUGACAGUUCUCAUAAUUGUCGUCUUCCACAUUGUUGGAUCAAAAUUCAAUUUCUUCACGCAGUGUGCACUCAAGCUACUUCGAAGAAUCUCGAUAUCUUGAGAAGAACUCAGUACAUCAAGCAACUCUAUCGCUGCAUACGCCAUCUUUUCAUUUUCAACGAGUGAGAGAUACCCAUGCAUGGAACUCUGUCCCAUAAAGGUAUUGUAAACUCCUAUUCCAGUUUCACUUUUGAACCUGUGCUCUCGUCCACAACACUAUUGUAUCACCUUAGUACUUCUCUUUCCUUCGAAUAUUAUACUAUUGCACUUAGCUUCCUUUCGACUGCGAUGAAACAAAAUCGACUAAUUUGAUUAUCGUACUUUCGACAUGGAUUAUCUUUUUUUCUAACUUCGUUUAUCGUGUUUUCGACUUCGAUUCGAACAUAUUUGACUUCAAAUACAACUAUGCUCAACUUCGAUUUGAAUUUUUGUUUUCGUCCUUUUGUCCGAAACGCCAUAUGCACGUGUCAUAAUAAACAGCAGAUUUGAAUAUUAUUAUACCUAUUUCAUGUGAAAGUGAUAACUUUAUCUCUAUAAAAUUCUAUUUAUAAACUAGAUUCUGCUAAAAAUACAAGCGGAUGUAUCUAAAGAUCUUUGUUGGAUUAACAUUAGUAUACCAGACAAUGGAAAAAGAUGAAAGUUCGCAGGGCAGUACACGCCAUCUGCGACAAGAUGAACACAAGAUGAACUCUCAUGACGCAAAUACUCAUAACAAUUCUACAAGUGAAACGGAAUGUUUACGAACACACAACAUUACCUACAAACUUAAGGCGGUAUCCAUACGAGAACAACGAAAACGAAAUUUAUCAGAACUAUAUUACGAUUCGUCAUCGAAAAUUGUGAGAAAGGAACAACGGGAUGUUAAUUUGGAGAGGGAGAAAAAAGGAAAGAGAACUGAUGGUACUGAAGCUGGAAACAGAAAGCAGAAUUUACUUCAGCAAUUAUUGAAGAAAGACAAAGAUGGAGAUACGUAUGUAUAUUAUGUUGUUCGACAGACUUGUAGUUAAAUAUUAUCGCAUUAUCUACUAACAGGUAUAUAGACAUUCCUCUUACAUCAGACAAGUUAUUUGCAUACAUGCAGGGCCACGACCAUUUUCGAUUUUAGAUAUCCAGUUUCAUUUUCAGAGAUAUAGAUACUGAAAAUAGUUGUCUUUUGAAAAUAGGAGUCUUUUUCAUAGUUUUUGUCUAGUUUAUUGUAGUUAUUUUGGUCAUUGCACGGGCCCCAAUUUUAGAGAAAUAUUUUAUACGUGAUCCUUAUAAUUACAAUACCGUAAUAUUAGUCUAUUAAUAGAAUAUGGACGUGCUUAUAAUUUGAUAUCACAAUACAAAAAAAUACAGGAUGGAUUAUUACAGAUUUUAAGAGUUGAGCUCGGAUUCAAAAACUAGUUUACACACUUCCGAAAUUAAAUCGAUUCCGAAAUUAAUAUGUCCACAUGCAACCUCGUUCCCAUGGCAUAAGUUACAUGUUAUCAUGGAACGUGGAAAUGAGUGGCCAAAUAUACCAUUUCACAUGCAAAAAGAUGUGCAUUCCGGAGUUAUAUUCCUGUUGUCAAGAGCAGAGAAAGAACAAAAAAUUAAAGAAAAAAGUAACAUAAUAGUUGAUAGGAUCACGAAGCCUCGUUCUAAGACUAAGAUAUUGUUCACGGUAAUUCAACGGUCAGUCGUUGAGGGACAGCUUAUUUACGAUCAGAACUGGUUAAUAAUGACAUACAAAAUCUAAUCAUUUAUCCAUCUACAUGUGUUAUGUGGGAGGAAAAUUUAAACAAAAUAUUAGUUGUAUUUUGAAAAACAACAGAUGUUCAGCACGUGUAGGGACAUUGAAUUAGUCAUAACAAAUGAAACUCCCUUAAUAUGAAAUUACAUCAAAUGAAAAAUAUGUUCAUUAGUUUAAACACGACAAGCCAAUGUUUUAGAUAUGAUAAAGUACGGAUUGCGAGUUUGAAAAUCAACGUUGUCUAAGCCGAGAAAAUCAAAUUUAAAGUUUAAUUUAGAGAAAAUCAAAUUUAAAGUUUUGAACUUUUUCGUAUUGUGAUACAUUAUACUGAUACAUUAUACUCAACACGUCUGCAUGUCAUUGAAAGUUAUCAAAAUACCACUACGAAAUUCCCCACUAUAUGAUAUAUGUAUAAUGUAGGUAAGUAAGUAAGUAAGUAAGUACAGAGCCAAGCUGAAUUACGACUUACGAGGGACGCAGCUCAACCUGAUCGAGUCGAAUGCUUUCUAAGGGCGCCUAUGGCAGCCACUUUAUGACUCAUGUCUGAUCACGGAGUACAGCUACGGUGGAAGGGUCAGUUAGGGAGAUUAUCCCAACCCACCCUGUCGAAUAUUCCCUGUGGGAGGAAACCGGAGUACCCGGAGAAAAUCCAGGUGAAAUUAAGGCGCUUGCUCUGACGAAUGUGCUUUAUCUUUAGUAUUCUCCAUCUUUCAAUUGUUCAUCACGACGUAAAAAGAAGCAAAACCGUAAUAGAAAUAAUGAGUGGGGAAUCGCUGGACGUUGUUAACAAGUUACAACAGGUUUGUGAGCACAACGUUGCCUGAAUUAUCUUAAAUUAAAAGAUAGUAUAACUUUAUAUACCCACAAUCAUAUUUGUAAAAUUGAACUCUGUGUGGAUGGUACAGUAACCAGGCCUGAUUCAAGAUGGCGCCCUUCAGUUGUUACGAAUUAAAGUUAGAUUGCUAGAUUUUUAUAAAAUAAAUUAACCCCAACCCUAGAAAUCAAAAUUAGUAAGGAAAAGGAGUAGAGCUGUGUGGUUCCAAAAAAAUUAUCUCGGUUUCGGUUCCGUCUUUUUUGGAACAGAAAAACCUCGGUUCGGUUCUUCUCAAAAAAGAACAGUGCAAAUGUAUGAACUCAUUUAUGUAUGUUUCGAGCAAUUUUACUAAAUAGAUGAAUUUAUGCCUUAAAUUGUAAGUUUGUAUAAAUCUCUGAAUAUUUUAAAAGAACAAUCCAUUUGGAAUUUAUUUAUGAACAUAAAAUAUUUCUUUUUUAAAAAAAUUUAAAGCAACUGCACAACAAUAACUAUUACAACUACAUAAAAUAUCAACUAUUUGAGCACUUUGUACAGUGCAUAUUGUGCACAAAGAGCACAAUCUUGUUAUUUUCCAUUCAAUUCAACCUGCAAUCAGGUGGGCGUUUCGCCGGCGUUAAACGGGAAAUUAAAACCGAAACUACCGGUUCUUUUGCGUAUAAUUUUUCGGUGCUAAAAAAAGAAUCGGAAGGACCGAAUUUUUCGAUUAACCGCACAGCUCUAAAAAGGAGAAACAACGAAGAAGACCUGUAGGGAUUCGAACUAUAUGUGAUCGAGCAAGCAAACACAUUGACCGAUUAGUUUGUUGAUUAGAUUUUGUUUACAUUACGGACUCUACAGGGCUUGCGGAGGAGGCAGGGACUCUACAGCAUCUGAAAGUAAAAGACCCUGACAAAAGAUAAAAUACACAACAGUCGUCAGUGUGUAUUACUUCGGGGACGGAAAAAAAUCGAAAAUUCAAUACCUCGGGGACGGAAAAAAUCGAUGAAACAAAAUAGCUGAAGACAUUGCACGCCUCCUCUCCUAAUUUGUCCUAAUGAGCUAUCUUAAGCUACUUUAUUCACAUUCAAAUUGUAACACCGUUCUUACUUUUCCCCAACAGACACCUUUACAUCUUUCUAUUCUGACCUGUCAACCAAUCUUAGUCGAAUUCUUAAUUUUCCAUGGUGCCAGUGUAAAUACGAGGGACAGAAAUGGUCAAACGGCGCUACAUCUUGCUUCGAAAAACGCAGAUAGUGAAUGUGUCAAAGCAAUAAAACAUGCAACAGAAUCACCAAGAUAUUCUUCACAUAUUGUUGAUGAAAAACCGGACUUAAACUUGAAAAAUUUUGAAGGUAUCUAACCAAAGCACAACUCAUAAAUAUCUCACUGCUACAUAAUUAGUUACAUUCCUUAACGAGGCAGCUCAAUGGCGCAUUGAGAAACGUUAUAGUAGGAUCACAGAAAUAUCUUUCCCACAUAUUUUCCAAUUAUUUCUACAACAGGUCAACUUUGAUAUCGUUUUAAAUCGUAUUAUAUUAUAAAUUUAUAGAUUGCAAAAGUAGCUUCCUUUACCUUUCCACGUCAACAUCCUUUCAAGUGCACCUAACUCAUUCCUGAGAAACUUUGAAAUGAUUUUGUAACUUAUUUUGAAGAUUUUCGUUCAACCGUUUGCACUCUUUGUCUCUGAAUUAUUUCAGUUUUAUUGAUAUGCAAAUGUCCGGAAUUUACGUCACAUAUGAAUAAUGACUGAUCAAAGAAUGUAAGGUACAGUUAAAUAUCAUGAAAUAAAAAGGCUAAAUGCUAUGUAAUCCUCCUACAACGCUUUUGCUUUAAAUCAUUAUGCAUUUGUGACGUAAAUUCCGGAUAUUUGCAUAAAGAAUUGAGGUUAGGUGCACUUUCAAUUUAUUGCAUCCUCUAGGGACUAGGGAGUAUUCAUUAAUAGCAUUGCUUCUUUUUUACAACUGAUAUUUAAUGUGUACGACUAUGUAUUAUAGGUAAAGCAGCAUUUCAUUUAGCAGCUUUAUCUGGCAGUCAAGAUAUCGUGAAAACGUUGUUAGACAUGAAAGCAGACAUCAAUAUUCAGGUGGGAUAUGUGAAUUUAGUUUAUUUUACGAAUUACUUAUGAGUGAAAAAGUGGAGUGGAAAACCUAGAUGACUUUAAAUUUCAUCACAAUCAAUCCGAUCAUAAAGAGUGACAUGUGGCACUGCAGCCAUUAAGCUGUUGCAAGUGACGUCACGACACAUAAUUCGACGUAAUUGAUUUGGUUUCACUAUUUUGCGAGGCAAAUAUUUAAAGAAAAAUAAGGGAGCAUCCAUUAUUGAGUACGUACGAAAAAAACGUCCAAAAUUGAAACCAUCCCCAUGGCUUUGUACGCAAAGAACAAUAGAAAUGGCGUCAUUUAAAUAAUAGUCAAAGGCAAAAACUGCAAAAUGUCUAAUAUGAAUUGAACAUGUUUAAUAUGAAUUCAGAAUGGUAAUUUUCUGGCGAAUCCAGACAGUGGUUUCCUUUGCUGUCCAUAGUGGCCACCAUUAUUUUUCCAACGCGCGUGUUUCAUAGCGUGACGUAAUACUCCCGCGUGACUGCAAAACCUGAAUAGCAACUUCCUACUUUUCUCACAGUGCACCACGGACAUCGUGGGUACAUUACGAGAAUUUGAUUGCUCAGUCAAUCACCAGCCAAUCACCUUUGGAUAAGGCUGCAUAUAGGUUGUGUAGUAUAAAACUAUAAAAGCGCCAAGUGACGUAUAUCUGGCACUUUCAGGAUUUUAUUGCGUCGAUCGUCAAAGCAUAUUUGAAAUAUCUUAAAAUUUCAUAACCUAAGUUGUUUUGUAAACAAUUUAUUUAGCUUAUUUGAAAAUCAAACCUUUCAAAAAAAAUACAUGGCCUUUAAACGAAGGUAUAGCCCUAAGGUAACAUGGCCUUUAAUAGGAUUAGUUCAGUGUGGGAUAGUGAAGACUUGGAGAUUUUUAUUCUGAUUCGUAUUCUGAACACUGGCCACAGUCACCACAACUACAUAAUUGUAUAUCAAUUAUAGGAUGGAACAUGUGGAAGAACAGCAUUACAUCUUACCGUAGAAUCGCACAAUAUAAAUAUGAUCACUUUCUUAUUGAAAAAUGGCGCUAAUGUGAACGCUACUACAUUCUCGGGAAAUACUGCAUUACAUUUGGCUAGCGGCCUAGGCAUGGACCAGCUAGUUCAUCUACUCAUUCGGAAUGGUGCAAAUAUAAACAUUACAAACAUUGAAGGUGACGCUCCAUUGUAUGCCAAGGUACGUUAGAGUUCACUGUAAAAACAGAUUGGUUAAAAUAACCAAUUUGAAUUGGUUGUCUCAUAUGCACUUAUAUUUAAACAGUUUUUUUAUUGUGAUGUUUGUGGUGUUACUCUGAGUGUGCAUCCACACCGGAGAAGCUGAAAGGUUUGCCUGGCCACGGUGGGAAUCGAACCCGCGACCUUUGGGAUACCAGUCCAAAGCUCUACCAAUUGAGCUACGCGGUUAAGUCGGUUCGAGUUGGUGAUAUUUCGGAACUGAGUCUUGUUCCUUCGAUAUCAAUGAUAUUCUAAGAUAUGAUAGGCUAUAUCUUAGAAUAACAUAUCUUAGAAUCAUAUCCACUGUAAGUAUCAUACUAUAUCUUAGAAUGCCAUUGAUAUCGAAGGAACAAGACUCAGUUUCGAAAUAUCACCAACUCGAACCGACUUGACCUCGUAUAGCUCAGUUGGUAAAGCAUUGGACUAGUAUCCCAAAAGUCGCGGGUUGGUUCCCACCGUGGUCAGGCAUACUUUUCAGCUUGUCCGGUGUGGGUGCACACUCAUGCAUAGUAACACCACAAACAUCAUAUUCACCUGAGUACAUAACACCAAAGUACAUAACACCAACACACACAUUUUUUAUUGGUUAAAUUAACCAAUAUUUUAACCAACUGUAAUCAAUUUCACCAAAUAAUAUUGGUCAAAAGAAAUUAAUGCAUCUGCCUGAGACAACCAAUUCAACGUGGUCAUUUCAACUAACCCGUUUUUACAGUAUAUAUAAUUGAAAUACUGUAUGACGUAGCUAGCGGUGUAGGCAUGGAUCAGAUUGCUCAGCUGUUCGUUCAAAAUGGUGCAGAUGUAAACAUAUUAAAUUAAGGUGAUACAUAUGUACUUCAUUGUGAUGAUUGUAUCACCAUUGUAUACCAAGGUACGCUGGGCGUUAACUAAAUAAAUGUACAAUGCAGGAUGCACACUAUACCGGUGAAAUACGCAGUUAGCGAGUUAGCAACAUUACAUUUAAAUGCAAUAUGGAAUAACAUUUCGUUUAUUGUUAAUUACGUUUUUACAACAUCUAACGGUUUUCAAUAUCUGCAAGUGUUCAUUCGAGGGUAGAGGUUUAAAAUAGUGGAAAUAACGCACAUACGUUUUUUUCUGAUUUAGAUUGUGACAAAUGCACAAUGGAGACCACCAAGAAAAUCUCAAAUGAAGACAAUGCAACAAACAACAAAUCCUGCGUGCUCAUCAAGGACUACGAACAAGAAUGCCAAACUAGUGUCUCAAAGUGCAACCUUAACUUCACGCGUAAAGCUUUAGAAACAAAAAUAGUUAGAUAUCACUCCUAAAAGUGUCUUGAUAAAAAAAAUCAUGUUUAAACAAAUGGGGUCUUCAUUUACGUGCAUAUUUCGAAUGAAAAAUAAACACAGUAUUGCUUAAAAGGUAGGGCUGCAUCGCAUGAUACGAUCAAUCUUGUCAGAAUCUACGACGAAAUGUUAAAUUAAACUUGAUUUAACUAUUAACCAUAAUAUCGUGGAAAGGAAAGAAUGACCAAAGCUAGUCGACAUUCAACGAGUGGCCGUCUGAAAUUCAGCUUUCUGCUAUAGCUAUAUUACAUUUCAUCAUACUUUAUAUAGAAUAACUAUGCAUGUGCUUACCCAAGUGCGCAAAUUGUAUUGUUCGUUACACUGCAUGGCGG